Hipposideros armiger (great roundleaf bat) is the source of this 1446-nucleotide messenger RNA. It is a transcript of the gene TCN1, whose product is annotated as transcobalamin 1. Gene Ontology annotation, molecular function: cobalamin binding. The transcript has 9 exons. Gene Ontology annotation, biological process: cobalamin transport. Bases 40 to 1329 code for a protein of 429 amino acids. NCBI's taxonomy places the organism in Eukaryota, Metazoa, Chordata, Mammalia, Chiroptera, Hipposideridae. The record is from RefSeq and is a predicted model, not a curated record.
CCAGCCAAGUCCUCACCAUUCCAAUACCCUGCUGGAGAGAUGAGACACUCACACCAGCUGCCCCUGGUGGGGGUCCUAUUGUUUUCUCUUAUUCCAAGCCAACUAUGUACAAUAUGUGAGGUAAGCAAAGAAAACUACUCCCGUCUAAAUCCUCUAAUAAACACAAUGAUCAAUUCAAAAUAUGCCAAAGGAGUCCAAGCUGCCAAUGUCCUGUUGUCCCUUAGACUUGUUGGAAUCCGGAACCAAAGCAUAGAACAACAGCUGAUCCAACAAGUUCACGACAGUGAGGAAAGUACAGAUUUAACCUCGGGUCAGCUUGCCUUGGUUAUACUGGCUUUGGGAGCAUGUCAGAGCUCUGAUGAAACAUUUGCAUACCCUCACCUGGUCAGCCAACUGGAAAAGAAAUUCCAAGCAGAAAUUAAAAACAUGGAAAUACACCAUGGCAACCCACUGACUAACUACUACCAGCUCAGCUUGGACAUUUUGGCCUUGUGUCUGUUCAAUGGAAAAUACUCUAUCAACAGAGUUACUAAACUCUUCACUCCUGAAAAUAAAAACUUCUAUUUUGGUGGCCAGUUCUCAGUAGAUACUGGUGCGAUGGCUGUCCUGGCUCUGACCUGUGUGAAGAGAAGGAUAGUAAAUGGACAGAUUAAAACAGAUGAAGAACAUUUCAAGCAUAUCAAGGGUCACAUAAAGUCACUGGUAAAAAAGAUUCUGUCUGAGAAAAAAGAAAAUGGUCUCAUUGGAAACCUAUUUAGCACAGGAGAAGCUAUGCAGGCUCUCUUUGUCUCAUCAAAUGAAUGUCUCAAUGAAAAUGAAUGGAAUUGCCAACAAACUCUGGACACAGUGCUCGAGGAAAUUUCUCGGGGAGCAUUCCACAUACCAAUUGCUGCAGCACAGAUCUUACCUGCCCUGGUGGGAAAGACCUAUUUGGAUGUUAACAAAAACUCUUCUUGUGGUUCAGGUAACUUCAACAUCUCUAGUCAGGAACCUAUACCUGUGGUCCCUACUAGCUCACCCUCAUAUAUCUUAGUCCAUUAUUCUGUGGAAAUCAAUGAAACGUAUUCCACCGAUGUCACUGUGCCGACUGGUUCUGUCUUCCUAGAUGUGAUGGAGGCAGCUCAGAAAAUGAACAAGACUGCAUUUUGUUUCACAGUGAGGGAGAGCUCGUGGGGCUCCUACAUCACCUCUGUUCAAGGCUUGAAAGCCAACAGUAAUGACAGAAGCUACUGGGAACUUCUGAGUGAAGGCAAGCCUCUGAGCCAAGGAGUUGGUAGUUAUGUUGUCCAUAAUGGCGAAAAUUUGGAGGUUCGUUGGAGCAAAUACUAAUAAACUCAAACCAUCCUCAGCUGGAUCUAAUUUUUUCUGCAGUGGCCCUCCAUGUGGAAAGUGGCCUCAGGCCUUGCUUUUCAUUUAUCUCUCCCUUUCUCUCUUACGUUCAAUAAA